Molecule: messenger RNA, 717 nt
Organism: Symbiodinium sp. CCMP2592
Lineage: Eukaryota; Dinophyceae; Suessiales; Symbiodiniaceae
Source: the annotation of a GenBank genome assembly
AUGGCAUCCGCGAUCCUGGACCUGGCAGCCCGGCUGGACUACAGCCCGCCUCCUGAAGAUGCAUGCCAAGCUCUGGGUCUACACUCAGAGGACCUCGAUCUCGCGGCGCUGGCAGCCCAGCGACUCCAUCCGGAGGAGGUUCCUUGCAGCCAGGAGGCGGGCGAGGAGGGAGCCUUCCGGGAGCUGCUUUUGGCCGCCGUAGAGCUGGCUGGUAUCCCGUGUGGAUCACCCUUCCCACAGAAGCUGGCAGGACUUUACCUGUCAGCCAAUGUUCAGCUGCUGAAAGCGCUGCACCGCUUACGCUUUGGGACUGCGGCGGUGGCGGAAGUGGGGGCGGAGCUGCCCUCGCGGAAGGAGCCCACCUCAUCCAAUCCUGACGCCGCUGUGAAAGCGGCCACCGCCUGCCAGCUCGUGGCGCAGCUGAGGCUUUGUGGCAACGUUCUCUACGAAAGCCCGGAGGCUGCCGAGUUUCUGCGGUUGUCUGGAGGUCUGCCCAUCUUGCUGUCCCACUGCUACGCGGACCCGGAGAUGCCCCUGCUUCGGGAAGUCGGGGUCUUCGCAGUGCGCAAUGCCACGCAGCACAGCGAGCAGACUCGAGCCGCUGUGAAAGUGCUUCUGGCGGAGAGGCGUGCCCGAUCUGCCUCCAAUGCGCAAAGCCAAGGUGCAGAGCUUCCUGUCAUUGAUGAGUGGCCGGCCCAGAUCCGGGUGGAGGUUUGA